This is a messenger RNA of Uncinocarpus reesii 1704, 693 nucleotides long. RefSeq lists its product as uncharacterized. The record is from RefSeq and is a predicted model, not a curated record. Bases 1 to 693 code for a protein of 230 amino acids. The transcript has a single exon. Lineage: Eukaryota; Fungi; Ascomycota; Eurotiomycetes; Onygenales; Onygenaceae.
AUGCACCAUGUCAUAAAGCAGAAUCAGCUCAAGAUACCAGACCGUCCAACGCGAGAUUCCGUCAAACAGGCUCAUCCGCAGCGUCCCCGCACUUGCAGUACUACUAGCCACCCCUUUCAGGACCAAGUUGCUUUCACAAACCGUGCGGCAAGAAACAGUUUCCCACUUGCUGAUGGCAUAGUUGCGAACUGUAUCCUGCGCGGGAUGCUCGAGUUCUGCCGGUGGCACGCCAGCCAUCCGAGUCAACGGUCAAGCCACCAUACCAGAACACGCGCACGCUGGCUGGCGGGCGUAUUUUGGUUUGCACCCCGUGAUGGCGAAGACCGGCAUGAGCAGUUUUGUCAGGAGAUAAUGCCCGACGCAAUUGGCGCCGAUUGCGCAUCUCCAGGCCUUGCGACGUGGUUCCCCAAGACGCCGGUGGCAUUGUUGAAUAGCACAUCCAAGCGUGUUUCAGCUUCGAGGAAACCCUCGAUGAAGGACGGGAUCGUGCUAGGAUCUGCAAGGUCAGUGGGCAAGAAGAUGAUGCCACCGGCAUCUAUCAGUAUCAGGGUGGUUCGCUGCCGUGAUGUUUUGAAUGGCUGCAGCUUCCGCCUUGGUUCGGGAACGAGCCGCCAGGUAGACGGUGGCGCCGGCUUGAUAGAGCAUUUUGGCAAGGUCGGAUCUAAAGGCCGGCGGUGUUCGCUGUGGCAAUGA